CAAAGGAUGAAGCAUCCCGCAUCACUUUGCUCCUCCGCGUUUUCUGGAUGCUACUCACCUUAGUUUACCGGAUGCAACUUUCUUGAAUUGGUUCCAUCAUUGCCCAGGAAGAUUGUGGAGGAAUUGCUCCAAGCUCGGACCAAGGAGAAAGCUGUGGGACAUUCAGCAGCUUCCUGAAGAUUGAACAGAACAGACGCCAAUGCAGGCCGGUUUGCUGAAUUUAAUGGCUUAUGGUUGAUGUAACCCCGGAGAGAGACAGUUUGAGUUAGUUCAGUUAUACGCCUACAACUGCAGGCGGGCGGGGUACAAUUGACUCUCUCUUGCGAAAGAGAAACUGGGCCUAUAUUCACCGCAAAAAGAUGGUGGCAGCGUGGGACAUUUUUCUCUGUGUGCUGUAUAGUCUCAUUGCUGUGGCCAUCAUCUCAGGCAAUGUGUUCUGCCUGGCCAUUCUCCGGGGAGUCAACAGCAUCCAGAAGCCGACCAAGUUCAUGAUCGCCUCCUUGUCGGUGGCCGACCUCUGCUUCGGGGUCUUCGUGGUCGUACCGGUGAUCGGGGCCCUGGCGGCGGGCGGCCUGCCGAGCAAUCGCGCCAGCUUCUGCACGUUCUUCGCCUUCGCCAACAUCUUCUUCCCUCGAGCUGGCAUUGCCUGCAUCUUGGUCAUCAACUUGGAUCGCUUCGUGGCCAUCUCCCGGCCGCUUCACUACCACGAUUUGGUGACCACGCGCCGGGCCUACCUAGCCCUGGGCACCGUUUGGCUCCUGUCCUUUACGCUCACCUGCCUCUUCGGGUUUCUCCCGGGGAGUUCCACGGUCUACCACGGCCAGUUCCACAUGUGCUUCUUCGCUCGCGAGGCCGCACCCGGCGGAAGCAGCUCGUUCGUCGUGGCCAUUGUUCUGAUUGUGGUCAGCGUCGCCAUCCCCAUCGUGGUCAGCACAGCAUUAUACGUCUUCAUCCUCAAGAUUGCCCGAGGCCACGUCCAGCGAACCAGUUCGGCUUGUCGCAGCGUCGACUUGGCCAUGCUGAGCGGCUCGCAGUCCCCGCAACAAACGCCCAACCCGGCCCCGAAGCCCAACACCAAGGCUGCCAAUACCUUCUUCAUUGUGACAGCCGGCUUCGUGGUAGCCUGGCUGCCAUUCCUGGCCAUUCUCUUGCACGAGGGUCUUAAGAAUGACAUCGUGCCCCGUUGGUUGGCUGACCUCUCUCAGGUAGCCGUCUUCACCAGCAGCUGCUGGAACUUCAUUAUCUUCUACGUCAGAAAUACUGGGUUCCGUAAGAGGGCGCGCGAGCUACUCAGGCUGCGCGAAUAAACGAAGGCUAUAGAGGGAUUUCACGUUAGCGCCG
Acanthaster planci (crown-of-thorns starfish) is the source of this 1341-nucleotide messenger RNA. Its product is annotated as beta-2 adrenergic receptor-like. Gene Ontology annotation, biological process: G protein-coupled receptor signaling pathway. Gene Ontology annotation, cellular component: membrane. Lineage: Eukaryota; Metazoa; Echinodermata; Asteroidea; Valvatida; Acanthasteridae. The record is from RefSeq and is a predicted model, not a curated record. Gene Ontology annotation, molecular function: G protein-coupled receptor activity.